This is a messenger RNA of Leptopilina heterotoma, 1588 nucleotides long. RefSeq names its product protein CNPPD1. The record is from RefSeq and is a predicted model, not a curated record. Bases 169 to 1365 code for a protein of 398 amino acids. The transcript has 5 exons. Gene Ontology annotation, molecular function: protein kinase binding; cyclin-dependent protein serine/threonine kinase regulator activity. Gene Ontology annotation, cellular component: nucleus; cyclin-dependent protein kinase holoenzyme complex. Gene Ontology annotation, biological process: regulation of cyclin-dependent protein serine/threonine kinase activity. NCBI's taxonomy places the organism in Eukaryota, Metazoa, Arthropoda, Insecta, Hymenoptera, Figitidae.
CCUUGCAUUGCGCAUACGUCUCGUGCGAACAGUCAAAAUGGCAGGAAUUUUUCUGAUAGUGGAUUAGUUAUUGGUUAUUUUUAAUUUUUCAGUAAAAAAUUAAAGCUACAUGUACCUUUAAUUUGAGGGUUUACUAAUCUUUGUAUUUUGUUAUUAAAGUUUUUGAAAAUGCCGAACAUGUCUAAGGGCAGGAAGUCACAAACAAAGUUUAAAAGUUUUAGAGGGAACGAUGAGUUUUUAUCUCGCAUUUCAAAAACCCUUUACUAUUCUAAACGGCCUGUUACGGAUUGUCUUAGCUUACCAGUCACAGAAUUUGCAGCAGAAUUAUUUACGGGAGUGAAAUGUGGUAGAACUCUUGAAAGAUUAGAUGUUGAAGAAGCCAGUCGAAUUUCUCGAAAUGCAUGCGUAUCACCAUGUUCCUUUGUUUUGGCGCUCUUAUAUAUUGAACGAUUAAAGGAUUGCAAUGCAGAGUACCUCCAACGAGUUGCACCUUCGGAACUCUUUCUUGUUACACUUAUGGUAGCAAGUAAAUUUCUGCAGGAUGAUGGAGAGGAAGACGAAGUUUAUAACGCAGAAUGGGCAAAAUCUGGAGACUUAACAAUUCAACAAGUGAAUCUUUUGGAAAAAGAAUUUCUCAGUGCAAUCGACUGGAGUGUUUUUGUUCACAAUAAAGAUUUCUGGGAGAGACUUCACAAGUUAGAAAGUGAUUUGGCGUAUAAAGAGGGAAACAGACGCGGAUGGUUUUCUUAUACCGAACUGAAUUGUUUAAUAAAUACUGUUCAAUUAUUCCCUGUGAUACAAGCUUUCCUGAGUGUUUCCACGGUCUGCCUCGCUGCUUAUGUGGCAGGUAUAGCAACAAUUUUAGGAUCAGUCAUGCUCGCAAGUCACCUGCCAGGAACGGUCUUUACAUCAAGACGAUUGUCCCGAUGCAAUAGUUUGUCGUCUGACGUCUACUACAAAGGUUUCUCGGAAUGUGAAUCUUCUAAUUUAAAAACGGAUUCGGAAAUUCUCCUACCAACAAACAAUACUAUCCCCACCAUGGUGUACAAUAAUUCUCAUCUUGAAAACAUUGCUUCAAAUGAUCCAGAUCUCGUGGAAUUUCCUACCUGGGAUCACUGGUCAGAAUCCACUGGAACAUUUCUCUCAAACUUAGACUUACAGGCAGAAUCAAUAAAGAAUCACAACAAAGUUUUCCAAGAUGUCAGUGAAUUUUAUAUAAAUACGGAACCUCUCGAGGCGGAUUUAUUUUUACCCAAUAAGGAAGAAUUAGUUACUAUUUUCAAUCGAAGAGAAGUUGACGAUCGAGAUUUUAAAUUGUCUUUACAAAACUGGAGACAUUAUGUGAGUUUUAUUUCUCCGCGGUAGAAAAAGAAACAUUUUUAUUUUAGUAAUAUUUUAAUAGUUGUAUGAGAACUUAAGUCACCUGCUAAAUUAUUUAAAAAAAACGAAAGCAUAUGUAAAAAAUGUGUAUAUUUUUUGUACGAACUGUCAGGCCGAAAUAAUUUUGCAAGUAAAUAUAUUGGUAAUUGUAACAAAAAAAUUGCCUUAAUUUAAUAUAUGUAAUAAAAUUUACAUUAAUUCCAGUAAA